UUGAAAGGCGUCUAUGUCCGAUUACAACUCAUGCUUAUUGCAAGAGGGGCAAGCGGAUGAAGUUUUCUUCCGCGGUAUUACACAAAAAUUUGGGAACAAUUUAUCUUUUGCUGCUGUGAUUUCUACUCUACUUCUUCGUCACCAUACUUGGGAAGUCAGAAAAUAAGAUGGGUGAAGUCAUUUUGGGCAUGCCGGGACCUUGGGCUGAUAAUAAUUAUGAAGCAGCUGAUCAUUAUACAACAAAAAUUGGUGGACUUCCUGACUGGCCUUUUCCUGUUGAUAUUGAGAAGCCUAAUCUGCUUGAGUGCGAUGCAUGUGGUAGCAAUCUUUGUCUCAUUGUCCAGGUUUAUGCUCCUAUUUCAAGUAAAUCUUUGGAAAUAGAAGAGCGAGUGAUCUAUGUUUUUGGUUGCAUGAAGCCAGAGUGUAGGAGCACUCCUGUAAGCUGGAGAGUUCUUCGAGUUCAGCAGCCUUCUGGCAGUGUGGAAUUGGCAUCCCCCUCUGAUAAAAUGGUUCCUAUAUCUCCUCCUUCAGUUUCAAAUAAUGAUUGGCGGGAGGAUUUGUGGUCAUUUGAAUCUGGAGGAGAGGAUGGUGAUGGUGACAUAGAUCUGGAGGAGUUGGGCAGGGCACUUUCUGAAGCUGCAGGUGCUACUUCUGUUUCCAGAAAACAAAAUUAUGAUGCUGCAUCUAGUGGGAAGCGUCUACCUACAAACGUACUAGCUAGCUCCAUUGAUGAUAAAAUACCAGUGGUACCUUGCUUUUAUAUACAUACCCAGAAAGAGAAAUUCUCAAAAGACAUUAUUCCUGAAUUUUCAAAGUUGACAUUGCUCUGUACCAAAGAGAAUGAAGAAAAUCGUGAUGAUGAAUCAGAUGGGGAACCAUGGGAACAAGAGAGUUAUGAAUAUGAUAAAGCAUUGAAUGCUGAUAGGACUUACCUUAAGUUCAAAAAACGAAUAGAUGCAUACCCAAAGCAAUGUUUCAGAUAUUCAUAUGGUGGAAAGCCAUUACUGGCUUCUGGAGAGGUUGGAGAUCCUGGGACAUGCAGACUCUGUGGUGGGUCGAGGAACUAUGAAAUGCAACUGAUGCCACCAGUAAUAUAUUUCUUACAGGAAGCUGCUGAUGAUCAACGGAGAAUAUUUAUAGAGAAAUUUGACUGGAUGACUUUGAUUAUCUAUACUUGUUCCAAGAGCUGCUCGCACUCGAAUCAAGAAAAAUCGCUUAGAGACUGGGUUGUAGCAGAGGAGGCUGUUGUCAUUCAAUAUGAGUAGUAUUGCUGAAACUGUGUUAUCAAUUACAUGUUGUACACAUAGGAGCAGGUUUCUGUUUGCCUUUUAUAGUUAUAUGGAUAUAUAAUUUAAAUUUUUGUCGAAUCUUUAACAAUAUUUGAGCUAAAAUUAUUUCCU
Molecule: messenger RNA, 1400 nt
Organism: Olea europaea var. sylvestris
Lineage: Eukaryota; Viridiplantae; Streptophyta; Magnoliopsida; Lamiales; Oleaceae
Product: programmed cell death protein 2-like
Exons: 8
Coding region: 168-1265 (365 amino acids)
Cellular component (GO): cytoplasm
Source: RefSeq, a predicted model, not a curated record